Molecule: messenger RNA, 2182 nt
Organism: Osmerus eperlanus (European smelt)
Lineage: Eukaryota; Metazoa; Chordata; Actinopteri; Osmeriformes; Osmeridae
Gene: ccdc125
Product: coiled-coil domain containing 125
Exons: 12
Coding region: 359-1813 (484 amino acids)
Biological process (GO): negative regulation of Rho protein signal transduction; negative regulation of cell motility
Cellular component (GO): cytoplasm
Source: RefSeq, a predicted model, not a curated record
CAUACAGCGUAUGCGCCCGACGGCGGUGCGUCCUGGUUGGUUCCGUUUCGGUACACGAGAUUGAAAUAGAUACGAGUUUACGAAUGGUCUUCUUAUUUUAAGGAUUUAUAUUUAAUGAUAAUUUCGUCAUACAUGUAAUCGUUAAUAGCUGAGCUGCUUGCCGUUUUUGACCGGACAAGAAAACACGGUUUGUUUCCUCCAACUUUCCGAAGGUAGAUUGUUGACGCACCUGUAUGACCACAGUCUGUUAUUGCGGAAGACCUCUAGGAUAUACGUACUCCGUGUGUGAGCUACCGCAUGUCUGCUGAGACUGAGCUAGGCUAGCAUCAGACUGGCUGUUGCCGUUCCGUCCGCCAGGAUGCAGGGGGCAGAAGGGCCUGAGGCGCCGGGAGUGGGGGCAGUUGAGGACGACAUGGCGGAGGGGGAUCUGGGGGACGGGAGGGGGCUCCGGUCUGGGGCCACCUCCAGGACAACUCGGCCCAGCAGGGGUAGUGUGGAGGAGGAGCAGCUGCCCCGGUCGGGGCUCCGUAGGGGAGGCAGCCAAGGAAGCGAGGCAGCCUUCACCUGGACGUCCUGCGGAAGUCUGAACACAACGUUCAAGGAGGAACUUGAAGGGUGCCAAGCAUCUCUGUGUUGGAGAGAUACAGGCAGAGAUACAGUUCCAGAGCCCCUGAGGUACCUGAGUAGCGAGCAGCUGAGGCAAAGGGUGCAGGAUCUGUCUGAGGAGGUGGCGCUACUCCGCUGUGAGCUGGAGGUGAAGCAUCGACACCUUGAAGGAAAACAGGAAGCUCUGAAGAUCCUGCAGGGACAGGCCAUCCUGGACAAGGCCACCUCACACAGCAGGACACUUCAGCUGAAGAGUGAGGAGAGGACCAAGGCCUUAGAGAAGGAAGUGAAUGUGCUGCAGUGGGAGAUCACGUUCAACCAGGCGCAGUUCAAGAACUUUCAACAGUCAUGGGAGCAGAAGCACGACAGGGUCUGCUCUGAGAACCAGGCCCUGAGUGACAGCUUGGCCCAGCGGGGGGCGGAGCUACAGGCCCUGAGGUCUGAGAAUUACACUCUCAGCCAGCAGUGUCUGGAGCUGGUGGCCACGUUGGGGGUCAGAGAGCAGAGGGCCAUCCGGGGGACCAGGCUUCCCUGUGGCCAGGCAGGAGAGGCUGACACCCUAGAGGUGAGUGAGGCAGGAGAGGCUGACACCCUGGAGCCGGCGGUGUUGGGGGCGUGUCUGUGCCGUGCGGAGAAGGAGCCGUGCCCUUGUGCCCGCAGUGCCAGGAAACACCUGCUGCAGCUUACACAGGAACUGGAGUCUCAGAGCAGGAGGAGGGAAGAGGCUUUGAUGGUUGCGGAUGCUUUUAGAAUCGCCUUUGAACAGCAGCUGCAGAGGAGGAGUGACCACUUCCUGCUUCUGGCUGACACAGACAGGAAGUACCACUCACACAAGACUGAAGGAGGUGUGAGUAAGAGAAACUCGGCCGGUGUGGGCCAGAGACUGAGAGCCCUGCUGCCGUCCAGCGCUGAGGGCCGGAGGCUCCACCCCCCCAGCGAGACCCUGCACAGCCUGCUGGACAUGUUGAAUGAUAAGGAGGAGGCGUUAGCCCACCAGAGGAAGGUUAUCCUCAUGCUCGCUCACAACGCAGACAAACUGGAGAGACGGCUGCAGAACCCCACACACCAGGACACCAGACAAUGUGCUGAUUCAGGUCAAGACAUUUUAAACCAUGCCCAGCAUCCAUGUCAGGGAGCAACAUCUGACUCAAACCUCCAGCACUCCAGCACGAUUUCAGAGGCCAAGACAGAACCAGACAUAUCCUAGAGUCAGGGCCUGAUGCCGAGGAGGGUAGUGGAUGAUGCUGGUGAACCCGUCAGCAGAGAGGGGGGUAGUGGAUGAUGCUGGUGAACCCGUCAGCAGAGAGGGGGGUAGUGGAUGAUGCUGGUGAACCCGUCAGCAGAGAGGGGGGUAGUGGAUGAUGCUGGUGAACCCGUCAGCAGAGAGGGGGGUAGUGGAUGAUGCUGGUGAACCCGUCAGCAGAGAGGGGGGUAGUGGAUGAUGCUGGUGAACCCGUCAGCAGAGAGGGGGGUAGUGGAUGAUGCUGGUGAACCCGUCAGCAGAGAGGGGGGUAGUGGAUGAUGCUGGUGAACCCGUCAGCAGAGAGGGGGGUAGUGGAUGAUGCUGGUGAACCCG